GAGUUAUCUCUAUCCUUUGCGGCUGCUGAGAUUGUUGCGGAACUUCUGGUUGCCAAGACGUUUGUUGUGGUCGUUGCGGAGCUGGUUCCGGAGCUGGUGUCGGUUCUGGAAUGGGUGUCGGUUCUGGUUCUGGACCAGUCUUUGGCGCCCGUUCGUAUGGUCUUUGACCGAUGUAAUUGCCUCUGUAGAAGAAGGUAAUGAUUUCCAGUCAAAGCGUUAUUAA
Dibothriocephalus latus is the source of this 223-nucleotide messenger RNA. The record is from the annotation of a GenBank genome assembly. Lineage: Eukaryota; Metazoa; Platyhelminthes; Cestoda; Diphyllobothriidea; Diphyllobothriidae.